Messenger RNA from Blepharisma stoltei, 4970 nucleotides. Lineage: Eukaryota; Ciliophora; Heterotrichea; Heterotrichida; Blepharismidae. The record is from the annotation of a GenBank genome assembly.
AUGAUUAAUUGAAAAUUACUAUUUCUCAUUAUCUCAGCAGUCACUUCCAAAGAUUUUGGCACCUUCUAUUUGUCAGAAGAAGAGUGGAUUGACCUUGAUCUUCAUGAAUACUUCUCUUCUAAUGAGAUUGCCUUCUAUAUUUCCAAUACAAAUUCUUCUAGUAAUGAUAUUUCUUUGUACCAAAAUUCUAGCAUUCAAUUAAUUUCAUAUGUGCAGCAUGAAUUAAUCAAUGAAAUCGAUUAUUAUAAUAGCAGCUAUGAUGAAAAUUUUCCGAUAUUUGCAAUGAAUAAUAAUUUUUUUGUGGUGUGAUUUAAAGGAAAAGAAAUCGUUUUAUACAUGCUAUCUGAAAACAUUAGGAAAUUUGAAAAAAUGUGGAAUUUAAAUGUUGGAAGCAAAGAAUGCAGAGGAGAAAUUACACAAAUUAAAGAGAUCUCUAAUAAAAAUGCUGUCUAUUUAAUUAUUCUAGUAAGAUGCAAAAUAAAUAGUUCACUGGAUUUAUGAAAAAACGAAAUUUAUAUUCUCGAUUUAAAGAAUUUCUAUGAAACUCCAACCCCAAUUCAUUUUAAUUUAUGAGAUAUAAAAUACUUACACAACUUAAAAAUUUCAUCUCAAUCUCAUCGCAAUUUUAUAGCAAUUUAUGGAAAUUUUCAAAGCGGAAAGCAAAUAAUUUUUAUAUACGAAUUCCUAAUAAAUCAGCAAAUAUGCUUGAAAUUGAUUCAAUCAAUAGAUCAGCAUCCCCAGCACUAUAAAUUUCAAGAAAACGAGCUUAAUAUUGCUCAAAUACAAUUUUCGAAAAAUCAGAUGAUUUUACUUGAUGCCUUAAAAGGUGCUUUUUACUUUGAGUAUAAAGCAUUUCAUAAUAUAUUUGAAUGUAUGAAAUAUGCUGACCUAUCAAACUAUGGAAGACUUUAUAGCUUUUCUUGGCUAAUGAAUUAUCGCCUCGCUGUUGGGAGUGAUAAAGGAAUUGCAAUCUUAGAAUCAAAAACGCAAGUAUAUCGCUUAAUUUAUUGAAUAGAUAUUUUUGAUAUUACUGGAUAUACUUUACCAAUUCAAUCAUUAUAUUUUUGGGAAAAUUUAAUUAUAUUGAAGAUGAGUGACAUAAAUACUAACCUUUUGCUAAUUCUUGACAUAAAACAAAAUUUGAAAGCUCAAUUGAUAAGUACUAUUGAUUUAAGUCUUCUUAUUGGCAAUUCAUUUAAACCUUCAGGAAUGUGAAGUUGCAUCGAAAAUAUUUCUGGAAAUAAAUUUUAUUUACGAGAUGAUUAUGAUGGAAUUCGAUUAUAUGCUCUGGAACCAAAAGAUUGAAGCCUAAGAAUCUGAGGAAAUCAUUCAUUUUAUGCUGAAAUUGCUGCUAAAACAGGACAUAAAAAUAAAAAACAUACGAAAAAAUCUUUCAAUGUAAUUUCAAUUCCUCUUGAAUCAAAUGACAUUUACACAAUAGCAAAUAACCAAAAAAUAGAUCCAGAUACAAGCAUAAAUUCAAUUUUUAAUGGAGCUUAUCAUCUCGAACAAAUUCACCCAAAAUCAUUUUUUUCGGGUCCAAAUCUUACAUACUCAAUAGCAAGCAUAGAGCUCCCUAAUGAUUUUUCAGUUGAAAUUCUGCAAACCAAUAAAAUUAAAGAUGCUAGAUUCCUUGAUCUUGCAAAGCCCCCAAUUAUCAUAAAACACAAUUUUAAUGAAAUUGGUAUGCUAUCAGAAGAUGGUUUAUUAUUUUAUAAUGUUUUUAAAGGAGAAUACAAAUAUUUGAACGGUUCGCAAAAUAUUAUUGAUAUAAUGUGAGGGAGAGAUGAUUAUACGAUGAUGACAUUAGAAAAUGGCGAUAAAUCCCAAAGGCUCUCCAUUUAUGAAGCAUUACCAUUAUGAAAAAAACAAUUCAAAUUUAUUACUAGUAUAGAGUAUGAAGAAAAAUGUAGUUUUUUCAAACGUAUUCUUGACUCUUUAAGUGCUGUUAUUAUAGUCUGUGCUACCAAUCAAAGCAUUUCAAUUCAUCGUAUUUUUAGCACUAAUUAUAUAUGGGCACGACCAAAAAUUUAUUUAAGUGAAUAUGGGAUUAACUCAGUUGCUAGCUUAGAUGGAGCGAUAUUACAAUUUAGUCCUACUAUCAUUUUGUCUAUUAUUGACCAAUAUAAAGGGCUAUUGUCACUUGAAUGCGGAAUAGAACAAUUGCAAUGCAAAAUUCGUCAAAGUUCUUAUUCAAUUAGAAUAUCAAGUAUACAAAAGAUUGUAAUGUCUGGGGACUUUGUUUAUUUGAUUUGUUUAGAUGAGAAAAUCAGGGUUUUGAAUUCAGAUCUACAGUAUUUAAAAACUCUAAGCCCUCGUGUCAAAGGCAAAAUAAUGAGUUCUUAUACACUUUUAAAUUUUUUAGUGCUGCAAAUUGAUAAUCAUAUAGUAGUGCUAGAUGGAUCCCUUUCCUCACAUGAUUCUUUUGUUUAUCAUUUAGAAAUUGAUGCACAAUGCGAAACUAUUCAGAGCGAUAUUUUUGAACAUUUUGAUUGCCCCUUUAUUUUUAUUGCUAUUAUUUGUCAAAAGUCUAGAAUAAGUAUAUAUGAAUUUCAAUGUGAUUUUUAUUCAACUAAUUAUAAGGUCUAUCAAUUUGCUUAUAACAUAAACAUAUAUUUAAAAGAUGAUACAAUAGUUAAAGAUAAUGAAUUUUCAGGGAAAAUUAGUUUGGCGGCUCAAAAUUUAUAUGAUAGAUCAGUGAUCGAUAUCAAUUAUAAAAUUAGUUUGGUUGAUAAUAAUAUAUUAGUUAACUAUGAAAACGUUCCGAAAGAAAUUGAGAUAAAACACAGUCAAGUCAAAUUUAUCAGUCUAAAAGACGUAUUUAUAGGAGAUGAUAUUAGAGCUUCUGUAAAAUUAAACAAUAUAGCUGAUGAGCAAGAAUGGCCUGGCAUGCUGCCAAUUAAACUCCAGCAAAUAUACACAGAAUCUUCUGUUUUUACUUAUAAUAGCACGAAAUUCUACGACCACACUCCUAUUGAAGAAAUAAACAAAUAUAUAGUCCGAUCCCUAUUUUGGAUCUAUUUCUAAUGAUUUCUUCCGGUGUCAUAUGCGGAUUUUGAUUUACGACAAAGUUUGUGUUCGCCAAUUCUCCAUAUGGCAUCAAGAGAAGUUAUGAGAGCUAGAUCCAAAAUAGGGAUCGGACUAUAUUCUUGCAACCAAUGAAAAUUUGAUGAUUUUAGAUAUAAAAGAUAACUAUAAAAUCGAAGCAAUAAUACCACUAAAAGCCAUACUUAACUAUGAAUUAAAUGGAUGCACCUCAUUGACAGCUGUAGGUACAAAAAAUUAUUCAGUCUUGGUUACAGCAAUAUGUACAUAUUUUAUUCCUAUGGAAAAUUAUUGAAACGAACGAAAAAGGAGGUUAGACUUGAUAAUAUCCAAAGCACUAGUUAUAUUUGAAUAUAAUUCUCAAACAAAAACUAUAUUAAAAAGAGCUUUUAUUGGCAUUGGAGAUGCUAAUUACAUGAUAAGAGCUUCAAAAACAAGCGACUUUAGGUAUGAUUUAUUUUUAAUGAAAAAAACUUCAGAAUUUUCUUUGGCUCGUAAUAGUAUCUUUUGAUAUAAAGGGACCUGAAAUAAUGAAAAGCUAACCAUAGAUUUUGACAAAGAAAUUAAUUAUUCCCUUCUUGGGAUAGCUGAGUUCUUUGCAAAAUCAAUUGAUAUUGUCUUUUUUAAAACAAGCAUAAUUGUAUUGUAUAUAGUUGAUGCUGAAUUUGGCUUAAGAGUCCUAUUAAUAGAUGAAAAUAGCCAAAUUAAUCUGGUAGAAAGCAUUCCUCACCCUCACUUAAACUCUUUUUCCUCAAUUUGCCAUAGCCAAGAUAAACUCUUCGUUGAUACUUUUAAGGGACAUUUAUUCAGAUAUACAAUAUUAGCUAAUUCAAGCUUAAUAUUUGAUAAAGCUGCCUAUUCUUAUCAAAAUUCUUACUAUAAGGAAGAUAUAGCCAAUUCAAUUGCAUGUAUGAAAGAGAGCAUUAAAUAUGUGUUUAGCGUACAUAUGAGAAAUCCUAGCACUUUUCUGAGGAUUUGAAAUGACAUGAAAUGAACUGACAUAAAAAUUAAUAUAUUAUUUUCUGAAGCUCAUUUAUUUAGGAUUAUGACAAUAGGUGAUAGCAAAAUUUCACUUAUCGAAGAUAAUUUUUUUACUUUGAAAAUUCGGACUCUAAUUGACCCAUAUAUUGAAAUUAGUGCACUCUCGAAAGAAAAUUAUUCGAAAUUUAAUAAAAUUUGAGGAAAAAAUGGAAUUAAGCUUGAAAUAAAUGCUUAUAACAGUUUUAAAAAAACCAACUCUGCUAUAAUUUAUAUUAAAUCUACAGAUCAAAAUAUUUCACAUCAUUAUUGAAACAUAUGACCGAUUUUUUGAUUUGCAACAGUGGCUAGGUUAGACUAUUAAAGCAGACGCUAGCCAUAUUGAUGCGCAGUUACCAAAGACCUUCUGUACGGGAGGUUCUAUUGCUUUUUGACUCCAGUCCAAAGAGUCUUUGCCCUAAGGUGGAUGCCAUUUCCAGUACAUACUUUCUCCUCCUUGCGGCUUAGUCUUGAGUGCUUAUAAAUUUCUGCGUCCCUGCUACGGGCGAUUGGAGUAGCUUGAUUUCAUGGAUCAGCUCCUUGGAGUCUGUCGGGUGCCGAUGUGCCUUUCAACUCCCUUGUGGAUCAAAGGAUGUUGCUGGGCACCUCCAUUUACAACCACAGGAAGGCAGCAUAAACCUACCCGGAUACAGAUCUCUUGAGCUUGCACUUGAUUUUUGGCUUGGAGUCUGUCCCAGUUCGCUACAGCCAUAAGGUCCGGACUGUUAUACCAAGAGAGCAAACUGACACGUGUCACCAUUUUAAUGUAUAUUUGAUUUGCAACAGUGAUUUUUAUUUUAAUUUUAUUUAUUCUCAUUAUUUUAUAUUAUAAGAAAAAGAAAAAUAAUAUAAGAAAAGAGUUUAAUGAAGAAGGCUUGAUUUUAGAAGAAAUUAAACAUAGGAAUUAA